UAUUAUCCCGAGCACGAAAAUGGCUGGAGGAAUGGAAAACGCGAGGUCUCUGGGCCGAGUGAGGGAUGCAGAGAAGGAGUCUGUGUAUGGUUAUGUGUACGCAGUGUCAGGCCCAGUGGUGACAGCUCAGAACAUGGCUGGCUCAGCUAUGUACGAGUUGGUGCGUGUAGGUCACUCUGAGUUAGUGGGGGAGAUUAUCCGUCUGGAAGGAGACAUGGCCACCAUUCAAGUAUAUGAAGAUACUUCUGGCGUGACUGUAGGAGAUCCAGUGCUGAGAACAGAAAAACCUCUGUCUGUAGAGCUAGGUCCGGGCAUUAUGGGAAGUAUUUUUGAUGGUAUUCAGCGUCCCUUGGCCACCAUUAACGAACUGACCCAGAGUAUUUACAUCCCUAAAGGUAUUAACACACCAGCCCUGGACAAGGCCAAACAGUGGGAAUUUGAACCUCUUAACAUCAAGAUGGGUAGUCAUGUGACUGGAGGAGACAUAUACGGCACAGUGUACGAGAAUAUCUUAGUGAGACACAAGAUCAUGUUACCACCUAAAGCCAAGGGAAAGGUCACCUACAUUGCGGAACCAGGCAACUACACAGUAGAUGAUGUUGUACUGGAGACAGAGUUUGACGGGGAGAAGACAAAGUACAAAAUGUUACAAGUCUGGCCUGUACGACAGCUGCGACCCACUGCAGAGAAGUUAGCAGGGAACUACCCACUGCUGACUGGGCAGAGAGUCCUAGACGCACUCUUCCCCUGUGUGCAGGGUGGAACCACGGCUAUCCCAGGAGCCUUUGGUUGUGGUAAAACUGUCAUCUCUCAGUCCCUGUCCAAGUACUCCAACAGUGACGUCAUUAUUUAUGUGGGUUGUGGGGAGCGAGGUAAUGAGAUGUCAGAGGUACUGAGGGACUUCCCUGAGCUCACCAUGGAAGUUGAGGGCAAACCAGAGAGCAUCAUGAAGAGAACAGCCUUAGUGGCCAACACCUCUAACAUGCCUGUGGCUGCUCGAGAGGCUUCUAUUUACACGGGUAUCACCCUCUCUGAGUAUUUCCGCGACAUGGGCUACAACGUGUCUAUGAUGGCAGAUUCCACAUCCCGAUGGGCUGAGGCCUUGAGAGAAAUCUCUGGCCGUUUGGCUGAGAUGCCUGCCGAUUCCGGUUACCCCGCCUACCUGGGAGCCAGAUUGGCCUCUUUCUAUGAGAGGGCAGGCCGUGUGACCUGCUUAGGCAACCCCAAGAGAGAGGGCAGUGUCAGCAUUGUGGGAGCUGUAUCACCCCCUGGUGGUGACUUUUCUGACCCGGUCACCUCUGCCACAUUGGGUAUUGUCCAGGUGUUCUGGGGACUGGACAAGAAGCUCGCUCAGCGUAAACAUUUCCCCUCUGUCAACUGGCUCAUUAGCUACAGUAAAUACCUGCGAGCCCUUGAUGAGUUCUAUGACAAGAACUUUGGGGAAUUUGUGCCUCUCAGGACAAAGUGUAAAGAAAUUUUACAAGAGGAAGAAGAUCUGUCAGAAAUUGUGCAGUUGGUUGGCAAGGGUUCUCUGGCUGAGUCUGACAAGAUCACAUUAGAAGUCGCGAAGUUGAUCAAAGAUGACUUCCUACAACAGAAUGGUUACACACCAUAUGACAGGUAUUGCCCCUUUUACAAGACUGUUGGAAUGAUCAAGAACAUCAUCUCCUUCUUUGACAUGGCACGUCAUGCUGUGGAAAGCACAGCUCAAGGAGAAAACAAGGUGACCUGGGCAAUCAUCAGGGAUAACCUGUCAGAUAUCAUCUACAAACUCAGCAGCAUGAAAUUCAAGGACCCGGUGAAAGAUGGAGAAGCCAAGAUAAAAGCAGACUUUGAAGAACUGUAUGAAGAAAUGCAAACAGCGUUCCGAAAUCUAGAAGACUAGGUCAUGAUAUUAUGUUGAUAAAUAACUGUUUGACCUUGACUAGUCAUCAUUUCUACUGGAACACAGGAACGCCUGCAGCAAGGGUAGACUUACAGAUGAAUACAGUUUUCUCAGAGGAACUGAUAGAAAAAUCUGGUAUAAGCAAAUUAUAUAUGUAUAGAAACCGUGUUGUGUAUAGGGACUGUGUAUUAUUAAGUUAACAGAAUGCGUGUGUGUAUUUGUGGCCUGGGUUUUCCCAUGUACAUACGGCCAGAAGCAUAAUCAUUACAUGUGCCAUCACGAUCAUUUUCAAUCUGUAAAUUAUUUAAAUUCUGUGUUUGAUUUAUGCUAGGUGAUUUGUCAAAUCAAAAAGUGCUUGACUGAAAAAAAAGGCAAUAUUCAAGAUGUAUGAGGUGUCAGACAUUUACUCUGUAGUUGUACCGUAGCAACACAGCUAUUUGCUGAGUUUCAGAUCUUUUCGCGCCCUGCAGAACUGCAAAUUAAAGUUGUGUGAGGGUUACUUGUAUAUCAGACUUGUUGACAUAUUCGUUUUGUUGUAUGCCGUCUAAUCUUGUUGCAAUAUUGCCACUGUUGUGACCAAUUACAAGCACAUUCCUUCAUAGAAAAUGUUACCUCAUUUCUCAAAAGAUGCUUCAGUUAUGAGAGACGGCAAAGCUCUGGACAGACAGUUCAUAUAUAAUGUGAGUGUAUUUAUACAUAGGGACAACCCAGAGGUUGUGGCUUAGUCACCAAUAAUCUCGUUCGCCAAGAAGGAAUAGAACCAUGUCACUAGGAGUAAGGUAAUAUACAUGGAAAUAAAAACAAAGGUACUAACAUCUUCAAA
Messenger RNA from Liolophura sinensis, 2708 nucleotides. RefSeq names its product V-type proton ATPase catalytic subunit A-like. Gene Ontology annotation, molecular function: proton-transporting ATPase activity, rotational mechanism; ATP hydrolysis activity; ATP binding. Gene Ontology annotation, biological process: proton transmembrane transport; ATP metabolic process. Gene Ontology annotation, cellular component: proton-transporting V-type ATPase, V1 domain; lysosomal membrane. Lineage: Eukaryota; Metazoa; Mollusca; Polyplacophora; Chitonida; Chitonidae. The record is from RefSeq and is a predicted model, not a curated record.